AUGGCGGAAUCCACUGCCGAAGCAAGCUUUCCGAUGGGUCCUCCCACCGGCCCUCUCGCUGCCCCUGUUACGGAACCUCUGAUUGUGUUCGUUGCUCGUGGCGCCCCCACUCCCACGUACGUCGAGCUCGGCCAGCUGAAGUACUACCUUCGUCCCGCCCUGCUAGAGCUCAAAGAGUGGUUUGAGAGAAAGUAUGGAAAGCUGGAGGAGCAUCCCUACUGCUACUGCCCGUUGAUUCAUAAAUCUGUCACCGCUCUUGAUCCUGAUUGCGACUCUGUCCAGUCCCUGACCGACAUACUCGUGUAUGGACGAACCUACGCCCGCGAAAUCGUCUUUGUCUUUUCCCACUGGGACUCUAUCACUAGUGAUACGUCGACCUUUGCCAACAUCUUCAAGGAUUUCACAGACGUCAAGGUGACUAUUCGCGUCUUCGGCGUGCUCUCAGCUGAUCACGAUCGCGAAUUCCAUUCAUUCGACGCCCACAAAGUCAGCGCUCACUACCAAGGCUUGAUCAAACUGGGAGAACAGGUUGCUAUUGAUGAUGCACUACGUUUUGUGGUCAGACUCGAAGAAGUCCGCAUAGUCAGAUUGGAAGUGGAGCAGUCGAUGCGCUUGAUGGUGCGAUACACGGGUGUUCCCGAGGUAGAGAUGUAUCGGAGAAUGAUGUGGAUGUUUUGA
This is a messenger RNA of Penicillium vulpinum, 678 nucleotides long. RefSeq lists its product as uncharacterized. Bases 1 to 678 code for a protein of 225 amino acids. The record is from RefSeq and is a predicted model, not a curated record. NCBI's taxonomy places the organism in Eukaryota, Fungi, Ascomycota, Eurotiomycetes, Eurotiales, Aspergillaceae. The transcript has a single exon.